UGUGAGAUAAAAUUUUUAUGUAAGUUUUCAUAAAAAUUCUUUCAGUACUUUUACAAUAAAUUCACAGUGCAAAGAAAAAUUAAUCAAUUAUUCAAGAAAAAUAGGAAUUUAUGUAAUUAAUUUGUUGAUGGAAGUGUAAGAUUUUAAGAUAAAUAAGUGCAGCUAAAUAAAACCUAUAAUACUGUCAUAUAAAAUCUGCUGCCCAACAAAAAGUAAGCAUACAAAAAAUGAAUGAAAAUGAAAAAAUGAUAAAUUAGAGGCUCAAGAACAAUGAAUUUACGUGGAAUAUAUUUUUAUUGAAAGUGAGAGAAUUUGUGGUAGAAAAGAAAACUGCUCCUAAAACUGAACCUAAAUUGAACGAUAGUAAACUAUCAUAUGAAUCUUAAAUGCAAGAAAAAUGGAUCUAAAGACCAACAAGUCAUUCAAGACCAACAAAAGCAAACUCUGAUUAAAGUGUGAUGAAAAUCAAUAACUAUAGCUACAUUGGUACUAUUUUUGAAAUUCCCGUAAUUUCCUCAAACGCAAUUAAUUAAUGUUUCAUCCUUUUUUCAAAAAAGGAAAGUUUUCAAUAAAACCAAUCUGUAGAUGCAUUUGAAGCUUGAAAAUUCUUAUCAAAAUCUAAGGUGAAAGAGCAAAUAAAUUACAAAAAAUAAUGAUCUAUUCAAGAACAAAAUUAUUAUAAACUAUAAAUACUUAUAAAAAUCUAAUCUUGUAAUACAUAUGAAGUUAUUAUGGUAAAUUAGGUGUAUAGAGGAUAUUGGAUUUACUAACAUCUCAAAAAAAAUAUAUUGUAGAAAAAUAAUUGCAAUAUUUAGAGAGCAAAUGAUAUUCGAAAUCUAAUGAUAGAUCAGGUGCAACAACAAUAAUAGAAUACAAAUAUUGAAAGUUAAAAUUCUUCAAAAUAAAAAUUUUAUGAAAAAAAUAAUUAUUAAGUUGAAAUUCUUUAAAAUAGAAAUUUUAUGAGAAAAAAUAAAUAUUAAAAAUGCGCGGUGGACAGAACGUUAACCCCGGAGACAACCUCCAAUUUAUAGUUUUGAUAACAACUCUAGUAACAGAUUCAGGCAAUCUAAUAAAAAAAACCUACUGUACGGGAAACCUAAUCGCACCUGACUGGGUUCUAACGGCUGGCCAUUGUUUCCCUAUGAAAACCAAAGAGAUCCACCUGGAAUGGAAGCUUGGCCACACUUUUUGGGGCUACAAAUACUGGCAAUGCACCAGAAAAGCUGUCGACUUUCAUUUGUUGGAUCGACAGAAGUCAGAGGGUGCAUUUGGAGACAAAGAUUUAGCCCUGGUGAGGAUUGUACCCUGCGCAGAAAGUCCCAACCCUGUCAGGUUGGCAAUGAACAAGACUACCAACCUAGCAACGAAACGUUUGAAAUGUGUAACGGCUGGCUUCGGACAAGCAUUCGAAGGCGAUCAAACAAGACCCAAACUGAGGAAACUUGUUGUUCGUGACUAUGAAUUGUAUCUGGAUUGCGAAGACAACAAACUUUGUAUAGAUUUUGAUGAGGAGGGGAGAGGUACUUGUAAGGGGGACUCCGGGAGUCCACUGUUUUGCAAUGGCCAACUGUACGGUGUUUUGUCGAAUAUCCGAUACAAUGUUGAUCCUUGGUACUGUGGCAAGGCAAGAACCACAACGUAUUUCGAGGAUGUGAGAGACUAUCAGGGAUGGAUUAACAAGACUAUGUCGUGUGAAGUGGUCAACUCUAGUCCAGUAGCCUAUUCCAAUUUCACAUUGAUUUUGGUCAUGUGUUUGCUACUACAUAUGUGCUGGAUUCAAUAAAAAUACUACAAAUUUU
Messenger RNA from Nilaparvata lugens (brown planthopper), 1799 nucleotides. Its product is annotated as anionic trypsin-like. Gene Ontology annotation, molecular function: serine-type endopeptidase activity. NCBI's taxonomy places the organism in Eukaryota, Metazoa, Arthropoda, Insecta, Hemiptera, Delphacidae. The transcript has a single exon. The record is from RefSeq and is a predicted model, not a curated record. Bases 983 to 1783 code for a protein of 266 amino acids. Gene Ontology annotation, biological process: proteolysis.